AUGACUAGUUUGUCGUUAGCUCUCUCCGACUUUUAUUCUUUCAAUUCAAAUUUUUCGACACGUCUCGUGCUUCAUACACGGGAUUCUAAAGGACGAGUCACCGAUGCUGCAGCUAGUGCUCUAAAUUUGUUAAAGGAAGUACAAGUCGAUGCGAUUAUCGGUCCACAAAGAUCCUCACAAGCAGAGUUUGUGAUUGGUCUCGGAGACACUGCAAAAGUGCCGAUCAUUUCUUUCUCGGCAACAAGUCCUUCUCUCCGUCCACAAACUCCGUAUUUCGUUCAAACAGCGCUAAACGAUGCUGCUCAAGUUGAUGCUGUGGCCGCCAUAGUUAAGUACUUUCGAUGGAAUCAAAUCGUUCUCGUAUACGAAGAUUCAGAGUUCGGUAACGGCAUUACUCCUUACCUAUCAAAUGCAUUUCAACAAAUAAACGCUCGGAUUUCGUACAGAAGCAUUAUACCUACCUCUGCAAGUGAUGAUUUCAUCCUUCAAGAGAUGUACAAGAUGAAAACCAUGCAGACAAGGGUGUUUGUGCUGCACCUUUCGAGCCCUCUUGCUUCUAGAAUCUUCCUCAAAGCAAAGGAGGCUGAAAUGAUGAGUGAAGGCUACGUUUGGAUCGUAACCAGCGGGCUCAUGGAUUUGUUCUAUUCGUUGAACUCGAGUGUUGUAGAGUCCAUGCAAGGAGUUCUCGGUGUGAAGCCGCUCGUUCCGAGAUCGAGUAAACUAAUCUCCACCACAGUAAGAUGGAAGAAGAAGUUUGCAGACGAUAAUCCGGAAACUACUCCACAAACAGAGAUGAAUCUUUACGGUCUUUGGGCGUACGAUACAUUGUGGGCGUUGGCUAUGGCUGCCGAGAAAACCGUAUUCAAGGAGCCGACUUCUUUGCCAAACACAACUUCUCUCAACUCUACAGACAUGUUCGUUACAGGAACAUCACAAACAGGUCCGAAACUUCUUGCAGCAAUGCUGGAAACUAAAUUCGAAGGUCUCGCUGGGAAUUUCAAUUUGGUCAACGGUCAACUAGACCAGUCGUCUUUCCAAAUAUUGAACGUAAACGGAACGGGGCUGCGAGAAGUUGGAACAUGGACUCCGUUAUUGCAAAGUUUAAGUCAAAGGAAUGCCAGCAUGACCGGUUUUUCAGGUGAACAUUUGGACAGUAUCAUAUGGCCCGGAGAAUCGAGGAACGUACCGAAAGGAUGGGAAGUUCCGGUAAGUGGUAAAAAGCUUAGAGUUGGAGUUCCACUAGAAUCUGGCUUUCCGGAAUUUGUAAAAGUCGAAAAGGACCCUCAAACAAACAGUACCAAAAUAAGUGGAUUGUACAUUGAUUUAUUCGACUCGAUCAUAGCAGCACUACCUUACGCAGUACGGUACGAGUACGUUCCGUUUGAAAAAUCCGACGGCUCGAGCGCUGGAAGCUACGACGAUCUGUCAAUUACGACGUUGCUGUUGGAGACAUAA
Erythranthe guttata (spotted monkey flower) is the source of this 1455-nucleotide messenger RNA. NCBI's taxonomy places the organism in Eukaryota, Viridiplantae, Streptophyta, Magnoliopsida, Lamiales, Phrymaceae. The record is from RefSeq and is a predicted model, not a curated record.